Messenger RNA from Wallemia mellicola CBS 633.66, 1666 nucleotides. RefSeq lists its product as hypothetical. The coding region runs from base 864 to 1232 and encodes 122 amino acids. Gene Ontology annotation, cellular component: prefoldin complex; cytoplasm. The transcript is spliced from 9 exons. Gene Ontology annotation, molecular function: protein folding chaperone. Lineage: Eukaryota; Fungi; Basidiomycota; Wallemiomycetes; Wallemiales; Wallemiaceae. The record is from RefSeq and is a predicted model, not a curated record. Gene Ontology annotation, biological process: protein folding.
CGAUGAUAAUGUAGACUAAGAUACAAUUUACUAAAAAUACAUAUGCAAUAAUUCCAAAGUCACUGAGCGGGCUAUCCAGCCAGAGAGAAUUAUGAUUGUGGAAGUGAUGGGUGGUGUGUUAAGCAGUACUCUCAAACCGAAGCCAGCAGACAUGCCACCAACAACAGUAUUGACUAUCCAAGGACGAUCGAUCCUGUCAUCAUCGAGAGAAGUGUAAACAUUCCACACUGCCUUCCUGUUAUCGUCUGUGAGGUGCAUACCUGUAAGGAAGUUGUCCGGGACAUUGCUAACUGUACUGCUAGAUUGAGGCACAGGAUCGGCGAUGAUGAGCAAAAGAAGGAGGAACAACUUUGCAAAGCUCGAGUAAAAUAUGGCUAAACUAAUCUGAAGAUUACUGACGGAACGAACUGUGAGGAUCCUCACGGCGAAUAUGACAGCAAUAUGAUAGCUCAAGGCAUCCAAAGUAGCUGCUAUAAGCAACUUCAUAAAGCUCAUCCCAUCCGCUCUAAAGUGUACCCAGCUGACAAAAGCGUCUGCGAUGACGAGAAUACCACCUAACUUGACCAAGUGAGUCGUAGUAUUGACAUUAUUAUGCCUAUAUCCCGGGUUAAGGGAUCUAAAACGUUCAGAUUGCGCCGGUUCAGCUCUACGAUUAUAUAGAAGGUGACGGAGAACCUGGGGUUUAAGCAAUACUAAAUCUGAGAGCAGGGAUAGAUUCCUACUGCCAAUAUAAACAUCUGAGAGAUUAGAACAGGCUGGGCAGAGUUCGAUACGUGAAUCAGUGAAUGAAUAGAUAGUCGCUACGUUUUCUAAAUACUGUCUACAGUUUACGCAAAUUGGCAUUUCACUCUUUAACUUCCGCCAUGAGUGUCCAAAAUGACGAGGCGUUGCAGAAGGUUCUUAUAAGCAUGCAACAACAGGCGGUCAACGCAGAGAAAGCUCUGCGAUCAGUCAAACUCCAAUUGACGUCCCGGACGCGUGAGAAGCGUCUGAUUGAACUCACAAGAGCAGAAUUGCAGACUGUACCAGAUGACGGCAGAGGUGGGCUCUACAAUGGUGUUGGCAAGAUGUUCAUGGCUGUCGAGAGGCCGACAUUGAUGGACGAUCUUUCUAAACAGGAGAGAAGCAUAUCUGAAGACAUAGUCGCACUCGAGAAGAAAGGGAAAUACAUGCAGAAGGAAUUAGAGAGUGCGACAGCAAACCUGAAGGAUGUAUUCCAAUCUAGAUCAUGAAUCAAACGUUUUAGUUCUUUACAGCUGCGAUUGCUUCAACUUCUACCAAAACAUCCUUUGGCAGACGAGCGACUUCGAAGCAACUUCUAGCUGGCUUGUGUGGUGCGAAUGCACCCUCGUAGACCUUGUUGAAAGCAACGAAAUCCUCCAUGUUCUUGAGAAGACAUGUUGUCUUCAUGACAUCCUGCAUCGAUGAGCCGGAUGCUUCUAAGACAUUCUUGAGGUUCUUGAGUACUUGUGUAGCUUGUGGUUCGAUGCUGCCCUCACCGACGAUAGUCAUCGAUUGUGGAUCCAAUGGGAUACAGCCUGAGGCAUAAACAACGCCGUUGUGGGUGAUAGCUUGUACGUAUGGUCCUACAGCUGAUGGUGCGUUUGGUGUUGAAGUUACUUUGAAUGAAGAGGACACUAGAGCUUCAAUCAACAACCACUCUCAC